AUGAGCACCUAUUCCGACGACCCACCAUUAUCAACAGACUCGGCACACAACUAUGUCACUCGUGGCAGUAUCAACCACCCAAGCAUCGAUCGCGAUUCCGAUUUCUCCUUCAUUUCAGACUUGCGACAUGAAAACAGCUCAACCUUUGCCGGCUAUCAACCUCCACGUCCUCUAUCGCAACCUUGCCUUGGUUCAACAUCACCAUUGUCAGUAGGCAAUGAACGUGCCAUCAAGUCAUUUGAGUUACCCACUGUCAUGCGAAAGAAAGUACCUGACGACGAAGACAACGACGACGACAACAACAACAACGGCAGCAGUAGUCAAGUGAGCGGCAUGAUCAGCCCUUUCACGUUACCAAGAAUGGAUGCAUCCACUUCAUUUUCAAUGGACAGUCGCGACAGCACCAGCACCCACUCUCGAAGUCAUAGUAGCAGUAUCAUGAAUCCUCGUGAAUACCCUUCAGAAACACGCCUACGCAUCGAACGAUCGCUAUCCAAUAUCAGAUCCAUGAGCCGCUCAUCUUCAAGACAACAUCACAGACAACACAGUGAAUCACGUGAUCGAAAAAGUAAACAUGGAAAGGAAAAGAGGGAUGAACGAUUCAAAUCACUGACGACAUCGUUCGAUACACGUCUCAAGGCUAUCGAGGAAACAAUGCGUCAGGUGAAUGAUGAUUUGAAUACAACAAAAACAGCGCUGGAGGCAUCAAAGAUUGUGGAUCAAGGUGUACAAACAAGCAUCGAAGGCGCUCAAAUGAUCAGCGAUUUGGAUGCAAAGCAAGAAAGGAUGAUAGCUUUGGAGGCAAAAUUGGGUUUUCAAGAUGUCGAUGAUCUCAAAGAUACCAUCCAGGAGCUCAACUUGCAGUUAAAAAGACUGGAGCCCAUUGAGCAUUUGAUGCAAGAUAUGCAAUUUGAGGAUCCAAACGAAUUCAAAGAUACCAUUGAAAGUUGGAGUGGCAAUGUCAGCAAACUUGAAGCGAAGGCGCGUAGGAUUGAAUCGAUUGAGAGCAUCAUGGCCGAUCUCGGAUUCAAGGAACCGAACGAGCUAAAAUCAGCUGUGGAAGAAUGGGCUGUCGCAGUACCCGAGUUACAAGACAAAGCAUGCCAUUUGGAGUCUAUCGAGGAAACGUUAGCUGAAUUCGGGAUCAAGGAUGCUCAAGAGCUGAAAACAAUGCUAAGUGGAUGGGACAGUGAUGCAAAAAGGCAAUUGGAGCUCAAGACACGGCAACUGGAACCCAUGGAGCAAAUGAUGGACGAGCUCGGGUUUCAUGAUCCUGAAGUAUUGAAAGAGGAAUUUGAGGAGCUGUUGCAAAGAAACAAGAAACUUGAAUCCCGUUUACGGCAUCUUGAAUCAAUCGAGGUGAUGAUGGCCGAUAUGGGAUUUGAAGAUGCAGUGGAUCUUCAAAGUGCUGUACAUGAGUGGAAAAAGGAAGCAAAAAUCCAAGAAUCCAAAAUGCAAAGGAUAGAUGCAAUGGAGCAAGCCAUGGAAGACCUAGGGAUUACCGAUGCAAAUGAUUUGAAUGAGUCUAUCGAGGAGAUCAGGACGACAGCCAGGAGAUGGGAGGCAAAGGCAAAUAAGCUCGCCCCGCUCGAGGAUGCAAUGAUUCAAUUGGGAUUUGCGGAUGCCGAUGAACUCCAACAAAGAGUAGAGGAGCAACACUCGACGAUUAGUAUGCUUCGACAAAAAUGCCAAAGGUUAAAUGUUCUGGAGCAAGUCAUGGCAGAUUUGGAUAUGGAAGACGCUCAUGAUUUGGAAGCAUCAGUCAAAGAAUCCAAAGCAUGUAUCAAGAAGCUUGAAUCGAGGAUACGGACAUUCGCACCGGUGGAGGAAUUGAUCAACGAUCUAGGCAUUGGUGAUAUUGAAGAAUUCAGGGACACCGUGGUACAUUGGAAAAUGAAUGCCGAGGAGAUCGAAUCAAAAAUGGAGGAUAUCAAAGUGAUAGAGAGCAUGGUUUCCGAUCUUGACUUUAAAGAUGUGAGCGAGCUCCAGAAGACUGUGCAGGACUGGAAUGUCAAUGUUCGAAAGCUUGAAUUGAAAGCUCGUCAUUUGGAUGCCUUGGAGCAAUUGAUGGAAGAGUUUGGCUAUGAUAACGUUGAUGAGUUUGUGCAAGCGAUACAAGAAUGGAGGAGUCGAGCCAGGUUCUUUACCCAGGUGCAGAGCUUUGUGGAUCGAGUGAAUGAAAUCACGUGGGAUACACCCUUCGUAUCACUCCUCAGUGUAUGUCGACAUCACAAGGACCUUAUUGCCAUGAUGCGAGAAUCCUCUGAUAAGGUAUGCGAGCCCCAUCGUACGCAAUUUGAAAAGGCUUUACUCGAGUCGGAACGUGACAAGAUCCGUGCCCAUGAAAGCACACCCUAUUCAGCGGAGCAUUUGAACGCCACGUUUGAGAGGCUCGUGCGAUGGUCUCAUACAAUCCGCCACGUUACCUAUUAG
This is a messenger RNA of Lichtheimia ornata, 2433 nucleotides long. RefSeq lists its product as uncharacterized. The transcript is spliced from 15 exons. NCBI's taxonomy places the organism in Eukaryota, Fungi, Mucoromycota, Mucoromycetes, Mucorales, Lichtheimiaceae. The record is from RefSeq and is a predicted model, not a curated record. The coding region runs from base 1 to 2433 and encodes 810 amino acids.